GUUCAGUUUCUUUUAACCAGUCAGCGGGUUGAAAUGUAAACAGAAGUUUCACCAUUGUCAAGCUUACCAUGUCGUGUGAAAGUAGGCUUCGUUCGUCGAUUGGCGAACUAGCUAAAAUUAAACGAAUUCUGUUUCCUUACCAAGAAGUUUAUGAUGACGAUGAUGAACGCUGGUCUGAUGCUGAGGCCUGGACAUGGAAGGCAGAUUUUGAUGAUGCUAGUGAAUCAAAAGAGGAUAAAAAUUCUUCUAAUUGGAUCCAAUCUUGUUUAAUUUCAGUCUCUGAUCAGUCUGAAGUCCUUGUGAUAACCCAUGAAGACAGAUAUGUUGUGUUGUCUUCAAAAUGGGAGAAGAAGAAUCAAAAAGAAGUUCAAAGAUAUUAUCUCACCUAUCCCAUAUCAAACACAUCAAAUGGAAUUGGGGAAACUAUCACCUCUGUUUUGUGUGUACCAAUUAAAUCGUUGCAGAAAAGUAGCGAAGGGAUGCCUGAUUGGAUCUGUGUUAUUUUGGGUUUCAAUACUGGAUGUGUGCGAAUGUAUACAGUGAACGGAGAUCUGUUGAUGACUGAAGCAUUCCACGAUGAACCUGUUCACCAUCUCAAAUUUCAUCGUUCACCUGCAAAUCCUGCUAAUCAGGAGUUUUCGGUUUUGUAUCAGAAAAUCAUAAUUGUUGUCGAAGGUAUAGGACUAUUUAAUUCACUAAGAGCGUGCCGAAGCCAUAUAGCUAAAGGCAGAGCUCUUUAUGGAACGGGCGACUUGCAUUCCCAUCAUCCGCCAUUACACUAUAGAAAGCUUUCUCUACAAGAACAAGGCAGAAUAAAUGACUGCUUCGUUCUUGGCACAAACGCGCCUACCCAAUUUGACCACCUUGUAACGGCUUCGGUUGCAGGAGGAUUCCAGGCACGUUACAAUAAUUCCCCCCCUGUUGCAACUGGAAUUCUUUCCUUAGGAAGCCAACCGUAUUGUGCUUGGCAUUAUGCUGUCGAGGGCUCGGCUGCGCCUCUGCUAUCUGACGUUGCAUACGCACUGGCAAGCAAAGUUACUUCCAAGUUAUUUUCUAAAACAAGUGGCUGGUUGGGUUGGGGUGGCGGAGCUACCGAUUCAACUUCACCCAAACCUAAAGACAAGCAAUUAACUGAGCCUGCCACACCAGUGUACCCAAGAUAUGGCUUGGCGGAUUCCUUAAGAGAGGCUUUGUCGGUGUCCGUUUCACCAAAUGAGAAAUUAGCUGCUAUUACCGACUCUUUGGGAAGAGUGGUACUCCUUGACCUCCUCAGAGGAAUCGCAGUGCGAAUGUGGAAAGGGUACCGAGAUGCCCAGUGUGCAUGGAUAACAGCAUGGGAAGAAAUGGUUCAACCCCGUGCCAAAGUUUCAGGAAGCGAGACUUCCGCUACGCCGAGAAUGGUUUCUUUUCUUGUGAUUUAUAUAACCAAACGAGGCAUUCUGGAAAUAUGGACACCCCAACAAGGAACCAGAGUUGCUGCCUUCAACUGCUGCAAAGGCGCCAAGCUUAUUGGUACAAAUGCUGGUUCAUCGAUCGAUAACGAUCAACUACAAUGCUGUCUUUUAACUCCGGAUGGAAAACUCGAAGAAGUAGUUGUUCCCUUCCAUUGCUCGUUGAAAGGUGAUAGCAGCCAGAAAGCUCGCGAUCUCCAUGUUCUGCAGCAGUUACGUAAUGAACUACUACACAGUGCUAGUACGACGAGUUUUGACCUAUUGAUGGAUAUCCGUCAUGCGAGCAUAGUCAGCCAAGGUUUAGAUUUACUUCUCGAAUGCCGGCAUCCUGUAGAUCCACACGCCUUUGUCAAGUGUCUGGAUUCCAUCAUCAGCCAUAAACAAUAUAGCAAAGCAGAUGCUAUAGACGCUGAAAGCCGUUUGCUGUUGUCCCGGAUCCGACUUCUUUCUAGGCUUGCCCGUCUUUACAUCCACUUAAAAAGUAUGCAAAGCCAGCCGCCUGAUUAUGACACCGUUAUCAGUGCAUCACACAUUUCUUUACAGGAUGUUGCAAACGCCCUUCAUGUAAAUGAGGAUGAGAUAGCGCGGACCGUUCUACACUGCACUACAGUCACAGCACAGCUACCUAAUUCUCAGUCAGCAAUUGAAAUACAUGCCUUCCUCUGUGCCUUUGAGUUAUCUAUAAGCCAUGGCACUUCAGAGGAUUGCGUCCGUCUCAAACCUACUCUUUCUCACGAUGAUCGCAAAGCUUUAAGCUCUUGGAUAUGGGGAACGAUUUUUUCACGAAAUAUUGAUCUUUUGGAUGAAUUAGCAGUAAUCCUCAAGUCAUCAUCAAUUUCGCCUGAAGAUCUCGUUUCCAUGCUGAUGGAUUACUGGCUACACCUUAAUUCUCCAGCUCUGCCAAACCUUCCACAUUUUCACAAAUUACUAAAAAUAUUGUCCAACUCUGCAGGGCCUGAAUAUUUUAGCAAUACGGAAUCUCCUUCGCCUUGGUGGCAGAAUCUUCAACAUCUACUUUCAAAGAGCUGCAACCUCGAACAAGCCUGUUGUGCAGCCCUUGUCGUGCGUUCCGUCAUGGCCGAAUUUGAAAAGCGAAAAAUUAAUCGGUUGAAUGAUAAAGGUGCUGAGAAUACCGAUGUGAAUAUGGAUGACUCCAUGAACGAUUGGGAAGACAUGUCGAUUGACUUCUGUUCAUGGAACGUGUUGUCGAAGCAGCUGGAAGAUCUUUCUUAUUUGUCGCGACUAAUACAUUAUGUUCCUGCACACCUACGUGAAGCGCAAAGUCGAAACCUCGACUACGUGGUUGAAGAAAAGGAUUUGGAUAAAUUGGAAUUUUCCCUUGCCACAGUUUUGCAAAAAGGAAGAGGUGCGGUUAGUGAGUUGAUAGCCCGUUGGCUUACCCAAAAUUUGCUUGAAGCGGAAAUUAUAUUUGAAACGGCGACAGAGACACGAGAAAAUUCUGAUCAAUCCAUCACCGAUGCUGAUGCAGAAUUAGCGCCUGAAGCUGAUAAGUUAUCUACAGGAACCUCAGAAGAAACCAGUGUCAUCCAAGAUCUGUUUCGUGACCUCAGCCAACAUUUACCAUUCAGCACGCAACAUGAUGUUAUUUUGUUGAACGUUGCUGUCGAAUACGCAGCCAUGUGGAUCAGGAAUCCUAAAAAUAUGAAGUUACUCCAGCGAAGUUUAGAAACUAUUUUACCUAUCCGUUCAAAUCUUCUACGUCAUGGAAUAUGUCGCACGCUUUGGUCCAUGUCUUUCUUUCCCAUUUUUCAAGACUUGGCAAUCCUAAUUGACAAGACUGGACGUCUACCUAAAAAUUUUACAUCGCGCAAAAUCAGCCUUCCUUCACCCGAUCAGGCGGUUCCUUUCUUGGAGAUAACCAUGAAACUUUUAGAUACUGCAACUUCGUCUGCCAUGUCAUGUGAAAUCGAGCCACCGCUGUUUAUUCGCUACGACGAUAUCUGGUCUACGUGUGAAGGUGCAACUCCAAUGCAAGAAGUAGCCAUCCGACAUCGGCUGAUCAAUAUUGAUUUGGUUCUAUUGCAUCAUCAACUUGCCCAAACACUCCAUCUUGUCGCCAGUUUGGAAAUCAAAGGGGUGCAUGUUUUCUCUCUUUUUGAUCAACGAGUGGGGAGAUCCGCUUUUUUCAAAGACCUCCACAGCUAUCCUCCACUCCCUUCGCAAGAGGCAGAUCCAACUGUUGUUCACAACCGCUUGCAGUUUUUGAAACAGGUUAUCAGUAAAGCCAUUGAAUAUAUGGAACAUAACCAGAGUUUAGCUCUCGACUACGUAAACCAAGCCGUCAAACUAGGAUACGAAUGGAAUGUCGAUGUCGACGAGUUAAGAAUCAAGUACGUAGACCUUCUAUAUCUCAACCAUAUGGAUCAUUUAGCCCAUGAAGUGCUACCAUCGAUUGGCUCCAAUGAAACACUUGGCUCAACACUUCUUGUUGCUGCUGGAAGGCGACUCAAAGAUGUUUUGAAGCCAAGUGAUACUUCAGCGCUGAGUCCUACAACUACUGCAUGGCUCAGUGAAUUAUCAUCAGACACCAGAGGUGCUGCCCUGGAGCCAAAUCCGACUGCAACUAAAACUCUUGCUUUGUUAGUGGAAUGCCUCCGUCGUAUUCCAAACGAAAGUAGUGAUCAUUUCAUAGCUAACGAACUUCAUUCGCUUUUAUCCGCUUUACAUAGCACCAGCCUAAACUGAACGUGUUCCAGAUAUUCCCCCCUCGCUUAGAGCGCCCAUAUAUUUCGAUUCCUGGAUUUUGUUGUACUGACAAAUAUUCAGACAAUGGAAUAGACAGAAAAUUAUCAAGUAA
Messenger RNA from Daphnia carinata, 4269 nucleotides. It is a transcript of the gene Rab3-GAP, whose product is annotated as rab3 GTPase-activating protein non-catalytic subunit-like. Lineage: Eukaryota; Metazoa; Arthropoda; Branchiopoda; Diplostraca; Daphniidae. The record is from RefSeq and is a predicted model, not a curated record. The transcript has 20 exons. Bases 69 to 4157 code for a protein of 1362 amino acids. Gene Ontology annotation, biological process: regulation of GTPase activity.